UGCCAAUAGAGCCUAACUAACCUGCACAUUAGUUAUAGAUAUGGAUGUAUUAGAUUUCAUCACAUCGCAAAAGGUCCUUGUUGGAAAACCAAAUGGAUCUGAAUCGCAUAGUGGCGCCGACAGCCAAAAAACAUGCUCAAUCAAACAACGCUGCAAUGAACUGAAAAAUAUCAUACGAACUGAAAAUAGGAAAAGAGAAUCAUGUCCUGAAACCUUGAAAAGCGCAAUCGAUGAACUGCGUAGUCUUCAAAGACAAAGUCAACCUGCAUCAAAAGAUGGAACUACUUCAGUAGUAGGUAACCAAGAAAACAGGAAAAAUAAAAAAGGACCUCGCACAGUUGAUUGGCAUGAUAUCGGUAAAGUGAGGAAAAGCAACGCCGAAAAUCGCAAAUUCGUCUUCUACAUGCCAGCAGGAACCGAAAUGGGAACUGACUUAACACCUGGCUAUAAACGACUGGAAAAAAUCCAAAAAAGAAUGAAUAAAACUACGUUCGGACCGUUGGAUGGACCUACCGUAACCAUCGCAGGGAUACCUCAACCAAUGAAUCGAAUGCAACGCCGACGACAAUAGAUAAAUUAACAACCAACAGA
Molecule: messenger RNA, 591 nt
Organism: Babesia bovis T2Bo
Lineage: Eukaryota; Apicomplexa; Aconoidasida; Piroplasmida; Babesiidae
Exons: 2
Coding region: 41-571 (176 amino acids)
Source: RefSeq, a predicted model, not a curated record